AUGGCUCGGCCUCCGGCGCCACGCCCUAAUCAGCUCGCUCCUGAAAUGCUGCCGAUGACGCCACGACGAGUCAAAACUACAUCAAUUACCAGGAAUUCGAUCAUUACGUCGGAGCCGGCAAAAGGUACGCCAAAUGGUUUGAUUUCAAUGGUUGGAAUGUGCGAUUCGGUGUAUGACAACGUACCCGGAAAGAGGAAUCGAAGGAUUGAAGAAACAAACCAAUUGCCCGUUCCUGAACAUGAGGCUUCUCUAUCAGCCCUACAGCAGGUUUCAGAGGCAAUCGGGAAUUUGACAAAACGCUCCGAGGCUCGCGAACAACACCUGUCAUACGGGGAAAACGGAGAGGAUCAACAGCAGCCGGAAUGUUCAGCCGAAUACCGUAUCAAGAUGAGCCGUCUAGAAGAAGAAGCUCGUGACUGCUGCGAUUGGCUGCGGUUAGCCGGUUUCGCCUACUAUGCUCGGCUUUUCCAAGAAAACAAAUUCCCGAUCGACCUGAAAAAUUUGUAUGCGGACAGCCAGCAGCUGGAUUCCGAAACGCUACUGGCGCUUACGAAGAGACUCGUCACCCUCAAUCGCACGGCCAUUAUGAGAAUGGAUCGGGUUGUCCUUCGACCUCGGAACAGCGCGAGGGACGACUCUUCAUUCUAUGAUGAUGAGCAUAACCGUUGGCAACAUCGUCAUUCAAACAAUAUAAACCGGUGCAACGAGCCGAUCUACGGUGUUGGACGGAAUUUGGUUUCGACCAGACCUGAUCAUCGCGCCGAAGAAGCAGCAAGAUCUCCAAAGAACGAAACAGACGUUCCACAGCCAGCUAGGGAAGGCCGAGGAUUGCAGCGAUCCCAAAGCGAGCGGAUCAAGGAACGAGCUCGUGCUUUUAUGAAGAAGAUCGAUAUCCGGAGUAGUAGUAGAAGACGCCCGGGCCGCGAUGCUGGAGAAUUAGUGAUUGGUGAUCCAGUGCUUGUAUCUUUCGACUCGGCUUCUCCCGAAAGCACAAGAAUGUUUCAAAAUGCCAUGCACGCUGGCGCCUCAACCCCUCGCGUGGAUUACGGUGGAAGAUUAGGCGGCAGUCGGGAUGUACGCCGUCAAGGUUUCGUCCUAACAAGUCCACAAUCCUACGAUCCACCUCAACAUGGUCAAGUAUCAUCGGUAACACUACCAUCAAGAAGCAGAAGAGAACAAUCUGUACCACCACCGCGUCUACCCGACUAUCCAGGAUUCUAUGAAUUGAGCCCACGAGGUGGAGCCGGCCGAUACGACUAUCUUACACAAUCCGAAAGUAGAGCCCGUUCGUUGGCUCGCCGUGACGAGCCGCAUCCUCUAUCCUCGAGCUCAUCCUCGCGCCCGCCAGCCGCUUUCCAUACGUUCAGUCCACCUUCUCUUCAUCCUGACGGUUACUUCGUGCAUGACGACGUGGACGCAAUGGCAUCACCAUACAGUUCGCUACAACGUCGCACACCGGCUCCAAAUACAGCUUCGUUGACUCGACCGCCACCCACAAAAAGUGCCCAACUCCAUGUGGUGCGAACCGGGGAAAUCAAGAUGUCGCAGUCAUCUUUGGAUGCUGCCACAGAUAGCGAAGAGCAUUCGGCCCAAUCAGCUCAAUCUGCACAUCAGCGGCGUGAUUCUGGGGUUGGCAGCAGUUUGAGUCGUUCACCGAGCGGUCCUUCUGCUCAGCGGGUUCGAGCAUCAGUGCUGGUACCGGCAGCUCCAUUCCUCAUUGCUCACAACAACAAUCAAGCCCCAACCGCACAUCAUAAUCCAAAUAACAGCUCGAGUGGAUGUGGCAGCUGGACCUCAGCGUCAUCUGGAGCUUCACGUAGUCGCCCACCUGGCUACGUUGCUCCGUUGUCGUCCUCCGUGGCUUCUUCGCUUUCGAAUAAGGAGGAGGACGUUUUCUUCAGUGACCAAGAUCUUCCACGCACCAUUGAUGCGCUAAGCAUUGUUGACUUGACACGGAAUCGAAAGCUUGCCUUCUUCCGUAUUACAGCAAUGCUGGAAAGAUAUAUGGGCCAAGGUGCCGUGAAGUUGGGCAGCCCGAAUGGCAAUAGUGCUGCUGUCAAGAAUUGGGCCCUGCAAAAGCUCCGCAAAUUCAGAGGAGUCGAUGAAAACAAUGAGGUUGCAUUUGGAGUUCCGCUCGAAUACCUGAUGCGUUUCCUGCGCUCGAUGUCAGCGGAAACUGUUGGAAUAUUCCGAAAAAAUGGAGUCCGCUCCCGAAUCCUCGAAAUGAGAGAGACGGCCGAUUUGUUCACCGAGAAAGACGUUUUUGCUGGUGAUAAUCGGCUCGUUGCCGCACAGGUACAUGAUGCGGCUGAUCUCCUAAAGCAAUACUUCCGCGAUCUACCAGAACCAUUGAUGACCACAAGAAACUCGGAGAUUUCGAUCCACAUCUAUCAAAACGUUCCGGAAAGCGAAAGAAUCCGCGCCAUGCAGCACGCCAUGCUUCUUCUGCCCGACGAAAAUCGGGAGGCACUGCAGACGUUGUUGUUUUUCCUUCAUGAUGUAGCUAGACACUCUGAUACAAAUAACAUGAAUGCCCAAAACCUUGCCGUUUGUUUUACGCCUUCAUUGUUCCAACUCAGUGCGAGCCGCUUGAAUCAAGUGCAAACUGGAAGACGUCAUCGGACUGUUGGCGGGUCUGGCCUGCCUAGUGAAAAGGAAAUGAAAGAACAAAGUGCAGCGCAAGCUUGUUUGACUGAGAUGAUCACUGAUUGCCGCCGUCUAUUCAUGCUGCCGGAAUGGUGUACAGUGGAAUCGAACGGUUUUGAGGAGGAAUUCCCAAAUCUCAACCAUCUUGGCGGAUGUGGAUACCGAAGCUAUUUGGUCCGGAAAAUGAGUGACCUCAUCAAGGAACAUCAAGAACGAUGGAAGGGCUACGCAAACGAGUGGUCUUCAGAUGGUGUAGAUGUUUCAUCGAAAAAGAGUAAUGACAGCCAUCCACUUCGAUUCGUCCGGGCUGUCACUGAGAUCGAUGGACCUCCAAGGGAGAUUUUGCAUCGCAUCAUGAAAGAACGGCCAGUUUGGGACAAUGCUACAAUCAACUGGCGUCACAUCGACACACUUCAAAGUGAUACGGAUAUUUUCCAACAUGUACAGAGCGAUGCUGUUGGUCAUCCGACUAGAGAUUAUCAUGUUGUUCGGAUGCACAAACUGGAUAUCAAAGACACACGCGGUUCUUGUGCCCUGGUGGAGAGGUCUAUUCAUUGCCCUGAAGUUCAUCUUCUUGGUGGACUUCGCGCAGUCGUCCUGGAUAAUCGAGUGUUCAUUGAGCCGCAUCAUGGCCGUUCUAGAGUCACGAUGUUACAACGUAUCGACAUGCGGGGCCGCGGAUCACAAUGGUACAGUCGCAUAUAUCCAGCCGUCGUGGGUCGUCAACUGGCUCGUCUCCGCGAUUCAUUCCUCAAAUUCCCGGAUGAAGGACCAGAAACUAAAGUC
This is a messenger RNA of Mesorhabditis spiculigera, 3432 nucleotides long. The record is from the annotation of a GenBank genome assembly. NCBI's taxonomy places the organism in Eukaryota, Metazoa, Nematoda, Chromadorea, Rhabditida, Rhabditidae.